Drosophila teissieri is the source of this 1235-nucleotide messenger RNA. RefSeq names its product trimethyllysine dioxygenase, mitochondrial (gene Tmlh). Gene Ontology annotation, molecular function: iron ion binding; trimethyllysine dioxygenase activity. The record is from RefSeq and is a predicted model, not a curated record. Lineage: Eukaryota; Metazoa; Arthropoda; Insecta; Diptera; Drosophilidae. Gene Ontology annotation, cellular component: mitochondrion. Bases 28 to 1122 code for a protein of 364 amino acids. The transcript has 2 exons. Gene Ontology annotation, biological process: carnitine biosynthetic process.
UCUGUCGGUUGUUCUAUUGACAUUAAUAUGAUGCUUUUGAAGCACCCGAAAACCAGACAAUUAAUAGAAAUCAAUGAGUUUUGGCUCCGUGAUCAUUGUCGAUGUGGGGAGUGCCUAAAUUUGGAAACAAAUCAGAGGCGAUACGAUGUCUUAGAUAUACCAGCUAAUGUGAUGCCGCUGAAUGUCAAGUACGAGGGGAUGAAUCUACAAGUGCAUUGGAGCGAUGCUCACCAGUCGAGCUAUGACCUGGACUUCAUCUUUGACUCCCAGCUGGAGAGGUUGAUAGGUCGGCGAUCAAAGUCCACCAAUCUGACACCCUGGAAUCGCAGCAUUAUCUUGCAAAACGAGCGGCACUUACGAUUCCCAUUGCCCCAGCUGGUUUCCAGUGAUAAUGAAGUCAGGUCGCUGGUUGAAUCUCUUGUCCGGUACGGCAUUGUCUUUAUCGAUGAUGUGGCUCCCACUGCUAAUAUGACAGAGUUGGCUCUGCGGCGAGUUUUUCCCCUUAUGAAAACGUUCUUUGGCGAGAUGUGGACUUUCAGCGAUAACCCCGAUCACGCAGAUACCGCUUACACCAAGCUUCAUCUGGGUUCCCACACAGAUAAUACCUACUUCAGCGAUGCAGCCGGAUUACAGGCUCUACAUUGCAUCGAGCACUCGGGAUCAGGUGGCGAAAACUUCUUUGCGGAUGGUCUGCAUGUGGUCCACGAACUGAAACGCCGGUAUCCCGCCGCUUAUGAUGUACUGUGCAGGGUACCAGUUCCUGGAGAGUAUCUCGAGAAAGGGGAGAACCACCGCCACACUGCCCCCAUUAUACAGGUGGAUCCACUGACUCAGGAAUUUGUUCAACUCAGGCUGAAUGUAUACGAUCGCGCUGUGUUUAAUACCAUCCCCCAAUCCGAGAUGGCCGAGUUCUACGAGAGUCUUCGCCAGCUUUUGCUGAUUGUUCGGGAUAAGGAACAGCAGUGGGCUCUGAAGCUAUUUCCCGGCAGCAUUGUGCUCUUCGACAACUGGAGAGUGCUCCAUGGUCGAGAGGCUUAUACAGGAAGUCGCACCAUGUCCGGUUCUUAUGUGCAGCGCACGGAUUUUCUCAGCAAGGCUCGAGUGUUGGGAAUUAUUGACUGAAGUUUCGUUUAAUUAAAAGUUAUUACCAGAAGAAAGACAACCGCGAAUAUUUGGGCAUCACUAUUUUUGUUAAAACAAGAUAGAAAGCUAGCUAGUAAGCUAGCAAAUAACUG